This is a messenger RNA of Chenopodium quinoa (quinoa), 1537 nucleotides long. RefSeq names its product cell division control protein 2 homolog D-like. Gene Ontology annotation, molecular function: ATP binding; cyclin-dependent protein serine/threonine kinase activity; cyclin binding. The record is from RefSeq and is a predicted model, not a curated record. Lineage: Eukaryota; Viridiplantae; Streptophyta; Magnoliopsida; Caryophyllales; Amaranthaceae. Gene Ontology annotation, biological process: protein phosphorylation; regulation of G2/M transition of mitotic cell cycle; signal transduction. Gene Ontology annotation, cellular component: nucleus; cyclin-dependent protein kinase holoenzyme complex; cytoplasm. Bases 318 to 1268 code for a protein of 316 amino acids. The transcript is spliced from 8 exons.
UGAAUUUAUUUUUGGCUUAAUGGAUUAUCAAUAUGGGCCAUAUGGGUUUAUUAUGUGGAUCCAGUCCAAUAUGCCAACGAAUAUUUCUUUUCCAGUUUCCCCCUACAUUCUGCCCCCCGUUUUUGAAUUUCGAAAAUAGAGCCGUUACAUUUUUUGGGACAAAAGAACCUGGUUAACAGUUAUAUAUAAUUGAUCUAAUAAUCCAAACAACGCUCCUCACUGAAAAUUGGGGCAUUUUUCUCAAAGUUUAGGGUUUAUUUUUCUGAAAUCAAAAAAUUCAUCAUCUGAUCUGGUAAGAGAGGGAAAUUUUUAAAAAAAUGGAAGCAACUGGUGGAGGAGAGAAGAUAGCAUUGUCCGCCAUGGAUGCAUUUGAGAAGCUUGAGAAGGUCGGAGAAGGUACUUAUGGCAAAGUUUAUCGAGCCAGAGAGAAAGCUACUGGUAAAAUUGUCGCUCUUAAGAAAACUCGUCUUCAUGAAGAUGAUGAAGGUGUUCCUCCCACUACUCUUCGCGAAGUUUCUUUGCUUCGUAUGCUUUCUCGCGAUCCUCAUGUUGUCAGGUUGUUGGAUGUGAAACAAGGGCAAAACAAAGAGGGUAAGACUGUUCUGUACCUGGUGUUCGAGUACAUGGACACUGAUCUUAAGAAAUACAUCCGUAGCUUCCGUAAUACCGGGGAUACCGUGCCUCCUCCGAUUAUCAAGAGUCUAAUGUACCAACUGUGUAAAGGUGUUGCUUUCUGCCAUGGUCACGGAGUCAUUCACAGGGAUCUUAAGCCACACAAUCUGUUGAUGGACCGUAAAACUACAACCCUCAAGAUAGCUGAUCUCGGUCUUGCUCGAGCAUUUGUCAUUCCCAUCAAGAAGUACACCCAUGAGAUCUUGACAUUGUGGUACCGAGCUCCUGAGGUUCUCCUGGGUGCUACACACUACUCUUGUGGUGUUGACAUGUGGUCUGUUGGUUGUAUAUUCGCUGAGCUUGUGAACAAUCAAGCUCUCUUCUGUGGAGACUCUGAGCUGCAGCAACUCCUUCACAUUUUCAGGUUGUUGGGUACCCCAAAUGAGCAAAUAUGGCCAGGAGUGACCAAAUUGAAGGAUUGGCACGAAUACCCUCAAUGGAACCGCAAAGACAUUUCAUCGGCUGUCCCUGGAUUGGACAAAGAUGGACUCGACCUGCUAUCUAAAAUGCUGAUCUAUGAGCCAUCCAAGAGGAUCUCAGCCAAGAAAGCUAUGGAACACCCUUACUUUGAUGAUCUGGACAAGACCCAUCUGUAGGAGCAUAUGAUUCUCGGUUUUCUGUUGGCUGCUUUAGCUGCUCCCUCCUACUGAGACAGUCUUAGAUUGCUUCUCUCAAGCAUCAUUACUUGCAACUAGCUCUAGUACUAAACGGGUUUGAUUUUAAAACCUUGUAGAACAUCUUUGUUUAUCUGUAUUAGGUCAAUUCCUGCACUAAGAAUUCAUUUGACUGCUAUAUAGCAGGAUAUUCCGUACAUGCUCUUGCUUCCCGAUAAACAAAUUCAUUGAUCAAUGUUUUAUUAGGUUUA